CGAACAACGGUCAGUAUUCCGAAAAACUUUGCCACCUCAACUUGAGAAGCCAAUUAGUUCUGCUUUCUGUGCGGAAGCUUGACAACAUCCGCCCGUACGAAUUUUGGCAUUGACAACAUCCGCCCGUACGAAUUUGGCAUAUUCACAAUUUCAUUUUGUUCAGAAGCAAACCAAAGUUCGUAUGAACGUCGAUUGCRAACAAGUGCGUGACAUYACACCCCGRUUACAGYAUAUUCGUCUUUCGAAAUCAUAUUUUACGGUAGUCCACAAUGCCAACCAUGAAACGAGUURUCAGCGCGCCUCAACUGCACCCACGAUUUGGGACACAGAGUUUCCAAAUGCGCGUCGAGAAGAUCAACGACCUCGGUCCCCUUCUCGAGCACAAGGAAUAUGGGACAGAAUCACCGCAGGCGGUUCGCACGCCGUCGAAUGAGUCAGAUAAAUACGGUACAGAGCCAACAGAUGACGAAGAUUACGGAUUCUACGACGCUAUCGAUGGCAACCAGGAAGAUAGCGAACGAAGCAGCACAACAAGCUCACUUCAAGAUGAAAUUCAAAAUUCAACUCCCUCCGCAGAAAUAGCUUCAGGUCGGCCUUCAAGGCGGCGGUCUAGUGGGAAAAAAUCCUCCUUAAAACAAAGAUCCUCUUAUGGAGAAGAUUUCAUUCCAUUGGAUUUCGAACGAAAAGAAUUUAAUCGGGUUUUGCCAAAGCCCGAUUUAUCACAGCGAACGCGUGUUCCUGAGGGUGMGUCGACUGAAAAGGCAAACGGAAUGAUUCGCAGCAGCAGCUCGGGACUAUUUCGAGUUGUAUCAGAACCUAUUCUGUUUCGUCCUAUUUACCAGGAGCAGUUUGAUAUUGAUGAUUUGUCUUCCAACAACGAAGGAGGGAGAUUAGAAAAUUCCGACGCUUCAAACAGCGAUGGGAAUGCGUUAGAUAAUUCUGAUUCGUCAUUCGUGGAAGGUGCGAUGAAGAAGCGUAUCUCCUUUGGCACAAUUCAAAUCAGGGAGCAUUCGGUAACCAUUGGGGAUAAUCCAUCUUGUAGCUACGGGGCGCCAAUCCAACUUGAUUGGAAGCACGAAGAUAUGGAAGAUUUGAAGGUAGAGGAUUACGAGGCCUACCGUCCGAAAACGAGAACGAAAGAUAAACUCUAUUUGAGUCACUUCAAGAGAAUGGAUUUGCUAAAACAAAGCGGUCAUUCUACCAGCGAAAUCAAAGAGUCAAGACGUAAGACAAAGAAACACCGAAAUCAACGUGAGUGGACCAAGUUUGUUGUAAUGAAUUAUCCUACGGUAUCAACUAUGGAAGACGCCAUAGAGUCGGGCAUCCGAAAGAUGAAGAGGUCGCUAUCCAAAUCCAGCUUGGGUAGCAAAGAAGAUAUACCGAGAGUUAGCAGUAAGGACGACAUGAACGUCAUCAGAGAUAAAGCACUCCUUCUGGAUAUGAUAGACAACGACGGUUCAAACGCUACUGCUCCGUUUUAGAUGACUUCCUUCUUAYUAACUUACAGCAACGACCGCUACUAAGAGGAAAAUAGAAUAAUGGUAUAGAA
Messenger RNA from Pseudo-nitzschia multistriata, 1549 nucleotides. NCBI's taxonomy places the organism in Eukaryota, Bacillariophyta, Bacillariophyceae, Bacillariales, Bacillariaceae. The record is from the annotation of a GenBank genome assembly.